Phyllostomus discolor (pale spear-nosed bat) is the source of this 1874-nucleotide messenger RNA. It is a transcript of the gene NCF4, whose product is annotated as neutrophil cytosolic factor 4. Gene Ontology annotation, biological process: superoxide anion generation; phagocytosis; respiratory burst. NCBI's taxonomy places the organism in Eukaryota, Metazoa, Chordata, Mammalia, Chiroptera, Phyllostomidae. Gene Ontology annotation, cellular component: NADPH oxidase complex. Gene Ontology annotation, molecular function: phosphatidylinositol binding; superoxide-generating NADPH oxidase activator activity; protein binding. The transcript has 9 exons. The record is from RefSeq and is a predicted model, not a curated record.
GGGCCUCUUCUCGAGCUGAGAGAAGCAGGGGCGGGGCCUCCCCAAAUGCGGUUCCCGUGGACCCCUGAGACCCACGGCCCAGACGCAGGGUGGCUGGAGGGAAGUGAGAGGUGAACCCGGCCUGGCCUGGCGGGUGCAGGCCCUCUGUCACCCACUCUCCUGGACUGCUGAGGGCCAUGGCUGUGGCCCAGCAGCUGCGGGCUGAGAGCGACUUUCAGCAGCUUCCCGAUGACGUGGCCAUCUCAGCCAACAUCGCCGACAUCGAGGAGAAGAGGGGCUUCACCAGCCACUUCGUAUUCGUCAUCGAGGUGAAGACGAAAGGGGGCUCCAAGUACCUCAUCUACCGCCGCUACCGCGAGUUCUACGCCCUGCAGAGCAAGCUGGAGGAGCGGUACGGGCUGGACAGCAAGAGCAGCCCGCUGACCUGCAGCCUGCCCACCCUCCCAGCCAAAGUCUACGUGGGUGUGAAACAGGAGAUCGCUGAGGCCAGGAUACCCGCCCUCAACGCCUACAUGAAGCCUUCCUCAAGCCUGCCCAUCUGGGUGCUGAUGGACGAGGACGUCCGGAUCUUCUUCUAUCAGUCGCCCUACGACUCGGAGCAGUUGCCCCAGGCUCUCCGCCGGCUCCGCCCGCGCACCCGGAAAGUCACUUAAGUGGGAGCUCAGGGGGUGUUCCUUCCUCCUGCCUUACCACACCCUUCUUUCCAGGCCCUGUUUGACUUCACUGGGAACAGCAAACUGGAGCUGAAUCUGAAAGCUGGAGAUGUGAUCUUCCUCCUCAGUCGGGUCAACAAAGACUGGCUGGAGGGCACCGUCCGGGGAGCCACAGGCAUCUUCCCGCUGUCCUUCGUGAAGAUCCUCAAGGACUUCCCCGAGGAGGACGACCCCACCAACUGGCUGCGCUGCUAUUACUACGAGGACACCAUCAGCACCAUCAAGGACAUCGCCGUGGAGGAAGACCUGAGUAGCACCCCACUCUUCAAGGACCUGCUGGAGCUCAUGAGGCGGGAGUUCCAGAAGGAGGACAUCGCCUUGAAUUACCGGGACACCGACGGGGACCUGGUCCGGCUGCUCUCGGACGAGGAUGUGAGGCUCAUGGUGAGACAGGCCCAAGCCCUCCCCGCGCGGAAGCGCCUCUUCCCCUGGAAGCUGCACAUCACCCAGAAGGAUGACUACAAGGUCUACAACACAGUCCCCUGAGCAGGGGGUGCCCCUCCCUGGGGCCAUGCGGGGACACCUGCAGGAACGCCCAUUUAAGAAAGACUAAACGGACCUUGCGACGUCUGUUCACACAAACCCGAUCGUUCGGCUUCUAAUGCGUUGCCUGGCCAGAUUCACGGAGAACUCCAGCCGCUGCAAAACAACUGCACCCUGCACAGGACACGCCCUGCAAAGAGCCUCGAGAGACAGGGUGGGGUUCUCCAAUGGCCUCCCACUCUCCCCCUCCCACCCGUGACCCGGGCUGGGGCCAGAAUCCAUGUGGCCUCACUUUGGAAUUGUUCUGGAACGCAGAGGCGAUGCUGCUAUUAGAACGCUGAGCCCUGGGGAGGCCCUGCGGUGGGGAGUCUGGACCGGGGGCUCUUGUGUGAGGUCAAGGCCUUGGGGGUAAGGGACGAGGUGAUCCUGGGACAGUGACAGAAAGCAGAAGAAGGAAAAAGUCCCCCCACACCCUGAAGUACAGUGUUCCCAGUUUAGGAUGAUGUGAGAUGUGAGAUGUCACGCAGAUUAAGAUGAAGCUUAUUGUCAAAAUCAACAAAUUUCUGUGAGUGAGAACAGGCAGUAACAAUAAACAAUUGCUUUAGAGUCCCAGGGACUAUGGGUUAUUGAACUACGUGGCUAAAAUGUUUAAAGAAAUAAAGAACAAAAUCAUCACAA